Molecule: messenger RNA, 1194 nt
Organism: Fundulus heteroclitus (mummichog)
Lineage: Eukaryota; Metazoa; Chordata; Actinopteri; Cyprinodontiformes; Fundulidae
Gene: cntd1
Product: cyclin N-terminal domain containing 1
Exons: 7
Coding region: 119-1039 (306 amino acids)
Biological process (GO): reciprocal meiotic recombination
Cellular component (GO): site of double-strand break
Source: RefSeq, a predicted model, not a curated record
GAAGACACAGCGCCAUCUUCAGGCGAAGAGAAGAACUGAACACAUCAGUUUGUUCAAUUUCAGUAAAUAUCCACGAAAACUAAACUACACGUUAAAGGUUAGCUUGGUCAACGCAAAUAUGGCGAGCAGUUUAAUUGGUUUCCCACUUCGACGUGGUGUCGUGAGUGUAAAGUUUCGAGAAACCUCAUUUGAUCUUCUGAAGGAUUUGCUGAGUAAUUUAAACAAAGUUAACAAGGACAACCUGGAUGGCUUGUCGACAUGCAGCGGAGGCUUUAAACAGAGAAGACUCGUCGAAUACAUCUUCUUGAUUACUCAAAAACUGAGACUUGAUCCAAUGGUAGGAUACCAUGCUGUUGAACUGCUGCAGAGGUUUAUGGUUAAGCAACUUACAGUUAUGCUUGCCGCAAUCCCAACUCAAGGCGCAACAAGUUGUGAGGAUGUGAUUUUUGACAAUCUCAAGGACUCGUUCCCUUUGACCCUCUUCUCUUGUGUGCUUCUUGCAAACAAAAUGUUUUUGCAUCAUAAUAUGAUUGACAUCUCCACCGCUGUACGGUUCCUGCAUUCGCUCGGCAUCAGCGUUUCCAAACAGACCCUCCUGGAAUCAGAGUUGAUGGUCUUUAAAGGCCUUGAUUACAGACUCAGUGUCCUCAACCCUCUGAUGUAUGUGGAAGUAAUUCUGGAGGUCCUCGGGCACAAUGAGCCGUCCAUCCCCGUGGAGCGCCUUUAUCUCCUCUGCCACCAUGUCCUCCAGUUCAUCACCCUGGACCAAAUCGCCAUCUAUGAGUCCUUGUUAAGAAUCACCACUCAGAGUGUCAGCCCAUCCAGGGAACAGAGGGAGAAGUUUGUGACAGUGACUGAAGACCGCAUGCUUCUCGGAGCUGCUGUCAUUGCAGUGGCAGCAUACAUCCUCUGUUUCAGAAAAUGGCAACAGGUAGUCGGUGAACUGAACCACAUUACAGGAAUCUCCAGAAGAAGCAUCAGCGAAUUUGCUCGUGUGAUAUUAGUGCAUAUUGCUGGUACCAGUUCUUCUGCAGUGUAAACCAGGAAAAACACUGAGUCUUGGUUCUGUUAGAGGUUUGAUUUAUGUUGAUGGAAAAUCUGAAACUUCUGAAAGAAAAAUGAAUAAAUCUAUGUUCUAAAAAUUGAAUGUGUUUUUGGAAAGAGCCUAUAGUAGCCAGCCUCUCUAAAAUGUAU